AUAAAAUGCAACAGGGGAAUUUAAUAGAAUUAGCAAUUUAAAUUUUAAGAGGAAGUUCCCUUUAAUUGAUUGUAAACCAGGAUAGGGUCAGAAUUGCAUCCAGUAAGGCAAUAUGAUGUGCACGUAGUUAGUUUUCUAUUGUAUUUAGCAUAGUAAAGUUGUGCAAAAAAUACACUCCAUACAAAAGAGACAUCCAGUCUCAUUGAAUUUGGAUACAUAUCAAAAUCAAAAGAAAAAAUGACUAAAGUUGAAUGUACGAUGGGGCUAAAGAAUAUAGUAAUAGGGGUGUUUGUAAUAACAUUGCUUUUUACAAUUAUUAGUGAUGUCCAUGGUAAACGUGGUAGAGGGAGAAGUAGAUCAAAAAGCAGAGUGCAAAUCGGAUUGCCAAUAACAGGCAAAUACAGAGAUCCAGAAUCUGAUCAAUACUACAACCAUAAUGAUGGAGCUAAAAUACUGAUGGCAUCACAUUUUGAUUAUGAAUAUGUACUUGGACAUAAAAUAGUGUUUGUUUGCGUAGCCAGAGGAAACCCAAGACCUCAGAUCACUUGGUUUAAAGAUGGAACUGAAUUGUAUUACCAUUAUAAUCACCAUGUUCAUGAAUGGAAUAUUGGUCAUGAUAGCAUUAAAUCUAAGCUGGAAAUUGAUCCAGGAACACAAAUGGAUGCAGGUGUUUAUGAGUGUUCAGCUGACAACAAAUACAGUAUAGAUAGAAGAAGUUUCAAGACAGACUUCAGCAUAGCAUUUGAAUCAUAAAUAAAAAAAAAUUUAAAAAUAAAAAUACAACUUAUUGAUUAA
This is a messenger RNA of Sipha flava (yellow sugarcane aphid), 795 nucleotides long. Its product is annotated as immunoglobulin domain-containing protein oig-4-like. Lineage: Eukaryota; Metazoa; Arthropoda; Insecta; Hemiptera; Aphididae. Bases 238 to 753 code for a protein of 171 amino acids. The record is from RefSeq and is a predicted model, not a curated record. The transcript has 4 exons.